GCGUACGAGUGUUUCACUAAGUUGUUUCUUUUUUAUUCUUGAUAAAAAUGAGAGAGAUUGUUCAUUUGCAGGCUGGCCAAUGCGGCAACCAAAUCGGAGCGAAGUUUUGGGAGGUGAUAAGCGACGAACACGGCAUCRACCCGACCGGGACCUACCAUGGGGACAGCGACCUGCAGCUGGAGCGGAUCAACGUGUACUACAACGAGGCCUCAGGAGGCAAGUAUGUUCCUCGUGCAGUUCUGGUGGACCUGGAGCCUGGCACUAUGGACUCUGUGAGGUCUGGUCCUUUCGGUCAGGUGUUCAGACCUGACAACUUUGUCUUUGGCCAGAGUGGAGCUGGUAAUAACUGGGCUAAAGGCCACUACACUGAGGGAGCUGAGCUGGUGGACUCUGUUCUGGAUGUGGUGAGAAAAGAGGCCGAGAGCUGUGACUGCCUCCAGGGCUUCCAGCUCACGCACUCUCUGGGAGGAGGCACAGGUUCUGGCAUGGGUACGCUCCUCAUCAGUAAGAUCCGAGAGGAGUACCCGGAUCGCAUCAUGAACACUUUCAGUGUUGUGCCCUCUCCUAAGGUGUCAGACACGGUGGUGGAGCCCUACAACGCCACGCUCUCUGUCCACCAGCUGGUGGAGAACACAGAUGAGACCUUCUGCAUCGAUAACGAGGCCCUGUAUGACAUCUGCUUCCGUACUCUGAAACUGACCACACCCACCUAUGGUGACCUCAACCACCUGGUCUCAGCCACCAUGAGCGGGGUGACCACCUGCCUGCGCUUCCCUGGCCAGCUGAACGCCGAUCUGAGGAAACUGGCUGUCAACAUGGUGCCCUUCCCCAGGCUGCACUUCUUCAUGCCAGGCUUUGCCCCCCUGACCAGCCGGGGCAGUCAGCAGUACCGGUACUGAAACACAAACCCACUUCUAACCGU
This is a messenger RNA of Austrofundulus limnaeus, 922 nucleotides long. RefSeq names its product tubulin beta-4B chain. Lineage: Eukaryota; Metazoa; Chordata; Actinopteri; Cyprinodontiformes; Rivulidae. Gene Ontology annotation, biological process: microtubule-based process. The record is from RefSeq and is a predicted model, not a curated record. The transcript has 5 exons. The coding region runs from base 48 to 899 and encodes 283 amino acids. Gene Ontology annotation, molecular function: GTP binding; GTPase activity; structural constituent of cytoskeleton. Gene Ontology annotation, cellular component: microtubule.